UGGUGGUGGCUAAGCCGUUCGUGGUUUGGAUAGAUGCUACCUCAUUGUCAACCAAUUAAAAGUCAUUAUCGAUUCUUGUCUCAAAAUUACCUUGACUUGAUCAAAUCCGCUGCAGCUGAUGGGCACAGACCCGCAUCACUCCGUCCAACAGCAUCCUGGCAUGCGCAGCGUCACUCUCAUCCAAUAGCAGUCCGUUACCCUGCCGUCUGUCUCCGUGUUGGGCUGCGGGACGAUGCUGAUUCAGGUGUGUGGGAUUUAGGGAGGAACCUUUGCCGUUAUUAUCACAUUCGUCGGAGCAGAAUCAUCAAGAUGGUGACCCCAGCCAUGCUUUUGUGUGUCCUGUCCUCCUUGUUUUUAUCAGCUGCUGCGAUUAAGCCCAGGAUCUUUGAACCCCGAAUCUUUGACAAGGAGGCCACAGGCUUUGGUCCCAUAUUUGAGGAGGAACCGCUGGACACGGUGUACGCGGAGGAUUCGCCAGAGAACAAAAUAUCCAUGAACUGUAGGGUGCGAGCCAACCCACCAGCCAUUAUAAAAUGGUGGUUAAACAACUGGGAAAUUAAACUGAUGGAGCAGCCUGAUGAACACUUUAGCCUGGUGGGUGGAAACCUGCUGAUCACCAACCCAGACAAAGGAAAGCAUGCUGGGAAAUACGUAUGUGUGGCCAGGAAUGUGUAUGGAGUGGUUAUCAGCAAAGAGGCCAUCGUCAAGUUUGGAUACCUGAAUCAGUUCCCCACAGAUGAAAGAGAGCCAGUGAAUGUUAAGGAGGGGCAGGGGGCGGUGCUACUGUGUUCUCCUCCCUCUCGAUAUCCAGACGAGGUGCUGUUCCGCUGGAUCUACAACGACUUUCCCAACUUCAUCAACCCGGAUCAAAGACGAUUCGUGUCCCAGUCCACUGGGAAUCUGUACAUCGCUAAAGUCGAGGCCUCUGAUGUUGGGAAUUACUCUUGUUUUGUGUCAAGCCCCACCAUCGGCAAAAGUGUUUUCAGCAUGCCUAUACCUCUGAUUCCACAAAUAGAAAAGGAGGUAAAGAGAUAUCCUGCGGAUAUUCGUGUUAAAUUUCCCAAGACGUAUGCUUUGGUGCAUCAGAACAUCACUCUGGAGUGCUUCGCUCUUGGAAAUCCGCUCCCGCACAUCCGCUGGAGGAAAUUAGAUGCCGAUCUUCCUCCGAAUUAUGAGGUCAGCAUGAAUGGAGCUUUACUGCACUUAAUAAAUGUGCAGUAUGAAGAUGAAGGCAGCUAUGAGUGCGAGACCCUAAACGUAAAAGGGAUGGAUUGGUAUCGCCAGUGGCUUUAUGUAGAAGGUGCACCAGAAUGGGCGGAGCACAUCAAUGACACAGAGAGGGAUGUUGGCAGCGAACUCACUAUGAGAUGUGUCGCCGUGGGGAAGCCGUUACCAUGGAUACGUUGGUUGAAGGAUGGCUACUCGUACGGCAAAGGGGAGCUUAAAUUUUCCAGUCUUACAUUUGAGGAUUCGGGCAUGUAUCAGUGUAUCGCUGAGAAUGACUGGGGGACCAUCUACGCCAACGCAGAACUACGAGUCGUCUCCUGUGCGCCAACAUUCAUAUACAAUCCAGUGAAAAAGGUUCUGCUAGGGGCUGAAAAUGGACGUGUGGUGAUCGAGUGUAAACCCCGCGCUGCUCCUAAACCCAGAUUCAUUUGGAAACGAGGUUCAGAACUUCUAACCAACUCUUCAAGGAUGUUAAUUUGGGGUGAUGGUAGUCUGGAGAUUCUGAACGUAUCGAAAAGCGACGCGGGCUCUUACACAUGCUUUGCUGAGAAUGACCGGGGCAAAUCCAACAGCACGGGAACCCUCACUAUCACCGAGGCCACCAAGAUCACAGUAGCUCCAUCAGACUCUGAGGCGGUUGUAGGUGACAAUAUCAUUCUCCGGUGUUCUGCCUCAUACGACCCCAGUCUGGACAUCACCUUCAUUUGGACCGUCGACUCAUACGUCAUCAACUUCUACACAGACUGGGAUCAUUACGAGCAACUCAAGGGUCACGAAUCCAGCGGAGAUCUCCUGAUCAAGAACAUUCAGGUGAAACAUGCGGGACAUUAUAUCUGCACAGCCCAGACUAUAGUGGACAACGCCACUGCAGAAGCUGAUGUUUUCGUCAAAGGUUUGCCUGGGCAGCCGGGUGGCGUCCGUGUGGAACAGAUCGGAGACACGUCGGUUAAGCUGCGUUGGUGUCUGGGAUCCGACCAUGGCAGUCCUCUCAUACAACAUGUUGUACAAACACGAGACUUCUACGCGCUGGACCCUGAGGACUGGAAAACCGCAUCUACAACUCCUGUGUUUCUGAAUGGGUCUGCUCAGUCGGCCACUGUGCUUGAUCUUUACCCCUGGAUGCAGUAUGAAUUUCGUGUGUAUGCUAUCAACGAAUUUGGAGCCGGGGAAGGCAGUCGCCCCUCCAUUAAAAUCAAGACGUGGGAUGCAAGGCCAACUGUGUCUCCUUUGGACGUCAUUGGUCAAGUAGGAAUAAGUGGAGAGCUCAUUGUUACCUGGACUCCGGUGAAACCUCAGUUCUUCUUCGGUAAAAAAUUUGGCUACGUUGUGGCAUUCAAGCAGCACGAGGAUUACGAGUGGAAAUGGUCGACGGUGGAGGAUCCAGAGACCAGACGAUAUGUCUACAAAGAGAGCAUGACGCCAGACAGUGAGAUCCAGGUGAAAGUGAGCACCUUUAAUAACAAAGGUGAAGGACCUUCAAGCCUCAUCUCAGUGGUUUACUCCCCAAGGCUUGCACCAACUGAAGCUCCAUUAGAUGUGUACGCCCGGCAAGUGACCUCCACAGAAGCUCUGGUCUGGUGGCUACCGAUCUAUCAGGCACCACCGAACUGGGUUGAUGGAUACCAGAUUCGAUACUGGAGAAAGUACGAUGACAACGAAGCGGCUGCCAGUCGAGUCCUGGUUCACAGAACGGUUAACCAAACACGGCUGGAAAACAUGCGGCCUGACUCUCACUACCUUAUCGAGGUACGAGCGUUCAAUGGAGCCGGGCUCGGGCCACCCAGCGAGCACUGUGAGAUGUUCACCAGGAGACCACCUCCAAGUCGUCGUUUGAGAGUGUAUAAAUAUGUCAGCUUCACACGCCAAUGGCUUUAUCUGUAUUGGGAUCACAUCUAUAACUACUGGAAUGAGUCUUAUGUGGAGGGUUACAAGAUUUUGUUUCGUAAGGAAGGCGAGCGAUAUGGAAAGCUUUACACAACGGGCAGACACUACAUAGACUUCCCCAUGCCACAGACCGGAGAUUAUGUCAUUGAGAUCCGAGCUCGCUGUGAGGGAGGCGAUGGGCCCAUUUCACAGAUACGAGUGCAAGGAAAAGCCACUCUGGGUGCUUCAUCGCUCAACCUGGUCUCUCUCCUAUUGUUGGCGCUGGGCUGGAUGAAUUUGGGUCUUUAAGUCAAACAUUAUCACUUUACAAUAAGGUUGUAUUUGUUACAUGAACAAACAAUGAGCAAUAUAUAUUUUUUCGGUAAUUAUUAAGCUUUAUUAAUGCUAGUAAAUGCCAAUAUUAUUGUUCAUGUUGUUCAUUGGCAUUAACUACUUUGUUAGCUAAAGUUGAUAUUGCAAUUUUUAUUUGAAAAAUAUGUUAGUUAAUCCUAAAAUAAACAUAAACUAAGAUGAAUAAAUUCUGUAGAAGUAUUGUUUAGUUGUAGUUCAUGUCAGUUUAUGCCCUAAUAUUAACAAAUACAACCUUAUAGUGAAGUGUUUUCACUUAAAAAACAGCCCUAAUAUAGUCUUUAUAUACAGUAUUGUUCAGAUUAGGCUUUGUUUGGGAGUGUAGUUGUACAUGUUCCUGACUUACCUGUACUGUAAGUUAGUAACCAUCUCUUCUACACAAAAAUGUAUUGAUCACUGGCUGAAUAUAUAGUAUUAAUUUUUGCCUAACCAAAUGGCUAUAAUCAACUAAUGAUACCUUAUUAUUAGAGAUGCACUGACCGAUGCCGAUAGCCGAUUACUCAGACUAUUGACCGAUGUUGAUAUUUUGGUAGUUAUAUUAACUUGCAUUUAAAUUCUGAAGAUGAAAUUUUCUGAAUGUUAUUCAUUCAUAUGAUGACCAUUAAUAAUGAACAUUAAAAUAGGGUUGUUUCUUUACAUUUUCUAUACACAGAGCUCAAAUUCAUUGCUUUUUGUUGUUCUCUUUGAUAAACAGGAUAUAUUGGUCAUGACUAUCGGCUGUUUUUAAAUUAUCGGCCGAAAUUGCUUUUAUCAACUGAUACCUAUUAUUGGCCUAUUAUAUCAGUGCAUCUCUACUUAUAAAUAAUAUGCAUAUUAUAUAUAAAAGGGUGUUGUGAAUUAUUAUCAUUAUCUCACCAGGUAUUUUAAAAUGGGUGAUUGCAGAAGUUUUUUUUUAGACAAUUUUAUCAUUUCAACUAGUCCACAAUAUUAGUAGGCCUAUAAAAAAUAUUGAAUGUGUUUGAAUUGUAGCUACGUUCUUAAUCAUUCUUGUUUGUACAUGGUUUUGUACAUCUAUUUAUUUCGAUAAUGUGUACAAAUUCCGUCAGCUGGUUUGAUUUGAUUAGAUGUUUUUGUUAAUUUAAAUAUUUUGAAAAUACACAAUUGUUUCUGUUUGCCAUUAAAUAGCACAAAUAUUAUCACA
Paramisgurnus dabryanus is the source of this 4600-nucleotide messenger RNA. RefSeq names its product contactin 1b (gene cntn1b). Gene Ontology annotation, biological process: cell-cell adhesion; brain development; axon guidance. Lineage: Eukaryota; Metazoa; Chordata; Actinopteri; Cypriniformes; Cobitidae. Gene Ontology annotation, molecular function: cell-cell adhesion mediator activity. Gene Ontology annotation, cellular component: plasma membrane; axon. The record is from RefSeq and is a predicted model, not a curated record.